AUGUCUCCUAAGGAUCAACCAACCGACGUCGACGAGAAGGUACUGUCGCAGUCUUCUCAGCAGUCCAUCCACAAAGAAGACAUCGCACAGUCGGUGCAGAUAGACCAAGAAGAGCCUGUUGUCCAAGACUGGUCGGAGAAAGAAGAGAAGAAGCUCGUGAGGAGGAUUGACAAUCAUGUCUUCCCCAUGCUUUGCAUCAUUUUCGGCUUCUCUCUUCUUGACCGAACCAACAUCUCGGCCGCGUAUAUUGCGGGCAUGUCAGAGGAUUUGGAACUGCACAUUGGAGCACGAUAUUCAAUCGCAUUGCUGGUCUUUUUCAUCGGUUAUGCUCUUUUCGAGAUUCCCUCCAACAUGGUGAUUCGUCGUGUCGGUGCUCGCGUGUGGCUCCCGUUUCUCAUCAUCGUCUGGGGAUCAUCAGUUCUGGCAAUGGGGUUCGUGCAUAGCUGGGUCUCAUUGACUGUCCUGAGAGUGAUCUUAGGUAUCUUUGAGGCUGGAUUGUAUCCUGGAGCUGUUUUCAUCAUUGCCUCCUGGUAUAAAAAGUACGAGAUGGCGGCUAGAAUCUCUCUCUUCUAUAUGGCUGCCCUCUUCGCCUCUGGAUUCGGGCCUAUCUUUGCAUAUGUUCUCUCUUUGAUUCGUGUCGGAGACGGUAUGUACCGACAGGGCUGGAGAUGGAUCCCUGAAAAGGCCAAAUUUCUCAAUGAACGAGACAAACAUAUUGCGCUGGCGCGCCUACAAGAGAAUAGAGUGAAAACAUCUUCAGUCGAAGGACACGCGACCGUCAAGGAGGUGCUCCGCAUGCUCCUGGAUUGGAAACUGAUCGUCUUUUCAUUCCAAUACUUCACAGCAGCUGCGACCGUGUAUGCGCUCGCAUAUUUCCAACCCAUCAUUCUACGCCAGGGCAUGGGAUACAGCUAUGCACUGGCGCAACUUCUAUCCAGCCCACCGUACGUAUUCGCGGUGAUCAUGAGUCUCACGAGCGCAUGGGUUUCGGAUCGACUCCGGAUUCGAUGGCCCAUUAUCUGUGCACAGUGUGCGAUCGCCGUGGUGGGUUUGAUCAUCGUUCUGUACGGACGCCUCCCUGGGGUGCGAUACUUUGGUCUUUUCCUGGCUGUGUAUGGAUCACAGGCAAACGGACCUCAGUUUUUGGCGUAUGGACAGAACCAAACGGCUACUUUGAAUAAAAAGGGCAUCGUUGCUGCUGUCAUGAUCAGUGUUGGUGCUGCUGGCGGUGUGACGGGAAGUACUAUCUUUCGAGCUCAGGAUGCGCCGCAAUACAUCCCCGGCAUGUGGACAACCAUCAGUCUGCAAAUCAUGACUGGUAUUAUUACUUUCAUCACCUCCAUGUGGCUCAAGAGGCAGAACAGAUUGGCCGACGAAGGAAAGAGACCUGCUUUGGAAGGCGUUGAAGGUUUCAGAUACGCUCCAUGA
Exophiala mesophila is the source of this 1428-nucleotide messenger RNA. RefSeq lists its product as uncharacterized. Gene Ontology annotation, cellular component: membrane. The transcript is spliced from 8 exons. Bases 1 to 1428 code for a protein of 475 amino acids. Gene Ontology annotation, molecular function: transmembrane transporter activity. The record is from RefSeq and is a predicted model, not a curated record. NCBI's taxonomy places the organism in Eukaryota, Fungi, Ascomycota, Eurotiomycetes, Chaetothyriales, Herpotrichiellaceae. Gene Ontology annotation, biological process: transmembrane transport.